AUGAUGUAUACAUCGAUAUUAUUAAUUUUCAUCGCUUUUACUAAAAUAGUUCAAGCAAAUGAGAUACAAAUAAAUUCUCAAUUCAAUAGUUUAUCAUUACCGAAAGAAUUAAUUUCGAAUACUAUUUUGGCUGCUCAUCUUCAAUCGAUUCUAAUGAUCAUGGCUAGUGAACGAGAUUUUUCAUUGAAUAGUUUAACGAAUUCAACAUUAAAUUAUAUUCAACAUCCUCAAUCAUAUCGUAUGACAUUAUUACAAGUUAGUUCGAAUAUGCAUAAACUAUUUUCAAGUACAUAUUCAACAAUGUUUCGUAUUCAACUUGCUGCUGAACGUAUACCAAAUUAUAUUAAAACAAUAUUGAAAUUAAUUACUACAGGAUCAUCAGUAAUGGUUAGUAGAAUGUUACCUAUUUCAUUUAAUAAUAUAGCUCGGAUUUCAAAUGAAAAUGAAAUAGUGAUUAAUAAAGAUAUAGAUCAAUUUACUAAUCUUCUUUAUUUGUUAAAUGAAAUACAACAAUUACCAAUUAAUUUAACAUCGGAAAUUAAUGAUAGAACAGAUUUAAUACUUUCGAAUAAAUUUGAUUUGAAAAAUGCGUUUGAAAAAAUGGAAAUAAUGAUUCAACAAAUAAAAAAACAAUUCGAACAAAUUGCUCAAUUAAUUAUUAAUCUUGAUAUAAAAACAAAAUUUAAUUUAACUCCGGACAAUGAAUUUUCUUGUUUAAUUCCAAUAUUGUAUACAUUAGAAAAUAAUGCUUAUUUUCUCUAUCAAACAUCGAAAAUCUAUACAGAUCUAUUAAGUCGAUAUGUACUUGAUAAAACUGCUGGUGUGUCAAAAUAUAUAAUAUUAUCAACAGAUGAAGAACGUUUUGCAAUUCGUUCAAAUUUAUCACAACAAUUAACAGAUACGAUGCAAAACGUUCAACAAGUAUUUAUUGAACGUCAAAAUGAAUUUGAUAGUAAUUGUGUAAUGUUACAACAAGCAUAUGAGAAACUUUUGGACAAAAAUCAACAUCAGAAUUGUUAG
Molecule: messenger RNA, 1020 nt
Organism: Adineta steineri
Lineage: Eukaryota; Metazoa; Rotifera; Eurotatoria; Adinetida; Adinetidae
Source: the annotation of a GenBank genome assembly